This is a messenger RNA of Globicephala melas (long-finned pilot whale), 2854 nucleotides long. RefSeq names its product TATA-box binding protein associated factor 9b (gene TAF9B). Gene Ontology annotation, molecular function: RNA polymerase II general transcription initiation factor activity; protein heterodimerization activity. Lineage: Eukaryota; Metazoa; Chordata; Mammalia; Artiodactyla; Delphinidae. Gene Ontology annotation, cellular component: transcription factor TFIID complex. Gene Ontology annotation, biological process: DNA-templated transcription initiation. The record is from RefSeq and is a predicted model, not a curated record.
CCGCGCCCGGAGGGGUGGAGCCUGAGCGAGGAAUCCGCGAGCAGUCCUCUCUCCCCGGAUGACGAGCAGCAGGAUAACAUGGAGUCGGGCAAGAUGGCGCCUCCCAAGAACGCUCCGAGAGAUGCCUUGGUGAUGGCACAGAUCCUGAAGGAUAUGGGAAUUACGGAGUACGAACCAAGGGUUAUAAAUCAAAUGUUGGAAUUUGCUUUCCGAUAUGUGACUUCAAUUCUGGAUGAUGCAAAAAUUUAUUCAAGCCAUGCUAAGAAACCUAAUGUUGAUGCAGAUGAUGUGAGACUGGCAAUCCAGUGUCGGGCUGACCAGUCUUUUACCUCUCCUCCCCCGAGAGAUUUUUUACUGGAUAUUGCAAGGCAGAAAAAUCAAACCCCUUUACCACUGAUUAAGCCAUAUGCAGGACCCAGACUGCCACCUGACAGAUACUGCUUAACAGCUCCAAACUAUAGGCUAAAGUCCUUAAUUAAAAAGGGACCUAACCAAGGAAGACUAGUUCCACGGUUAAGUGUUGGUGCUGUUAGUAGCAGACCUACCACUCCUACUAUAGCAACCCCACAAACAGUGUCUGUCCCAAAUAAAGUUGCACCUCCAGUGUCAGUGACAAGCCAAAGAUUUACGGUGCAGAUUCCACCUUCUCAGUCCACACCUGUCAAACCAGUUCCCGCAACAACUGCAGUUCAAAAUGUUCUGCUUAAUCCUUCAAUGAUUGGGCCCAAAAAUAUUCUUAUUACCACCAACAUGGUUUCAUCACAGAACACGGCCAAUGAAUCAAACCCAUUGAAGAGAAAACAUGAAGAUGAUGACAAUGAUACUAUGGAUUCAAAGAGGAUGAACAAGGCCCAGUAAUUCUGAGGUCCAAAAAGCAAGAUUUGCUUAAUGGAUGAUUAUAAAUCAGGGAAUUGCUUGCUUUUAUUUGGAAUCAGCAUGUGACUCAUCAUAAUGAAGCAAAAUAAAUAUGAAAGGAUAUGGGUUUAAAUCUGUUAACAUAACAUGCUCUGUCUUUAGUGGGAAUUUAUACAUAUAAUUGAGGUUGCAAUCUGAGUGUUCAUUCUCUUAGCCAGCCAGUGGGUGGUUUGCCCUUUCCGAUGAAGACUGCUUUAUCUUGCAGAUCUCCCUUUCCUAAUUACAUCCACCCAUUCUAGCAUCAAGAAUGACUUAAGGGACUUCCCUGGUGGUGUAGUGGCUAAGAAUCUGCCUACCAAUGCAGGGGACAUGGGUUCGAGCCCUGGUGCGGGAAGAUCCCACAUGCCGCGGAGCAACUAAGCCCAUGAGUCACAACUGCUGAGCCUGUGUUCUACAGCCUGCGAGCCACAACUACUGAGCCCGUGCACCACAACUACUGAGCCCACGUGCUGCAACUACUGAGCCCACGUGCUGCAACUACUGAAGCCCAUGUGCUCUAGGGCCCACAUGCCACAACUACUGAAGCCAAUGCACCUAGAGCCUGUGCUCCACAACAAGAGAAGCCACCGCAAUGAGAAGCCCAUGCACUGCAACGAGGAGUAGCCCCCGCUCACUGCAACUAGAGAAAGCCCACAUGCAGCAAUGAAGACCCAACACAGCCAAAAAUUAAUUUUUUUAAAAAAAGAAUGACUUAAGGCAGCUCUUGUCCUCCGGCUUCUAGGUGGAAUUUUUUUUAAAAGAUGUACUGAUAGGAAAUGAGGUGAGGACACUGUCGUCCCAAGUUCUUCCUUCUACAAGUAGGAAACAAGUGUCUUUGAUCUGAGUAAGAAUAUAGGAAUACAGCCACUAUGCAGGGAGAAUGGAAGAUGUGGCCUAAGGAGUCCAGAGUGAAGAGAAGUAACUCAGGAGGUAAGGAAAAAAAACAUCAGAACGACAGGUACAAAGCAGUGUGUGUAAUUAUGCCACCAUACACCAACACACACGUACACAUGCAUACCCUUUUUAUAUGCAUUAAGUAGCUCGAGAUUGAAGUAAACCAGUCUUACAGUGAUUGGUUGCUUCUAAGAAGGGAAACUGGUGGCUAGGGGACUAAGGUAGGAAGGAGUCUUCUCAUUGUACUCCUUUUUGACUUUUGUAUCAUGUACUAGAGGGAAGUUUUGGACAUAAAAAGGAAAAGAAAGGAAGCAGGAAACACUGAACUAAAGAAGAGAUUGAACUCAUUUAUGAUGAUUAUAAUUUUUUUUCUAUAUACAGGCAUACAUAUGUUGUCUGGGGGUUAAAAGUGAAUUUGCUACACUUAAGCCUAAACCUUUGCAGUGUUUUAUCAAUAAUUCAUAACUCUGUAUUAAAUCAGGAAGCACAUACUUGUACAAUUCUAGUUUAUAUAUGCAUAAAUUGUUUGUUAUAUACUAUCUUCCUUGACUAGGUUGUAAAUUCCUUCAGGAGAUAACUGCUAUCAUCUUAUACUGCCUCUAUUAUGUCCUGAGCAUAUAGCAGGUACUCAAAAUAUUUGGCUGUUUGUGUUUCCCCAUUCAUUUUCUGGAUUAAUGACUGAAAUAAAUGGGGAAAAGAUCCUGGAAGCAGAGUCUGGUAGAAAUUACUUAUAAGGUACAAUCAGGGGUUGAUGGAUGGACGAAUGGCAGUUGUAGAGUCUAAGUGUUAGGUUUAUGGGUGUUUACAAUUCUUUCAAUUCCUCUGUACAUUUGAAAUAAUAAAAUGUUGAGGGAAAGGUAAACAGUAGGGGAAGAAAGUCAUCAGUAUGCUAAAGUUCUGGCCCAGCUAUGACAUUAAUUCUCUGGAUCAAUGUGUAGCAUCUCUGGGCCUCACCUACAAAAAAGAUUGUACUAGAAUUCCUGCUUCUCAAACCAGGGUAGAGCAUGCCAUUAGAGAUGUGCAGAAAUAUGGUGUUUUUAAAAAUUAACUACAACUAUGGUGACAG